AUGGCGACUUCAUCGCCUCGUACGCGGGUGAUUGUUUGGUUUCGGAACGACUUGAGGUUGUUGGACAACGCCGUCGUCGCUCGAGCGGCGGCUCUGCGCGGACAAUCGGACGCCGCUGAGGUCGUCCCGGUGUACGUGUUCGAUGAGACGUUUUUUAAGACAUCCAAGCGCGGUCUCGCGCGCUUCGGUGCAGGGCGUGGGAAGUUUACGAUUGAGUGCGUGGACGACUUGAAGCGCGCGCUUCGCGGCGUCGGCAGCGACUUGUUGGUGCGUUGCGGCAAGACGGAGGAUGUCAUCACCGAGCUCACGCUCACGGGUGCGAACGACAAAACGAUCGUGCUCACGCAAACAGAGGUGACGAGCGAGGAGACUGAUAUGGAUAGGGCGGUAGAGAGGGCGUCGAAGGAGCGAGCUCGAAGCGGCGGCGCGUCGGCGUCGAUGGAGCGUCUGUGGGGGUCGACACUUUACCACGCCGACGACCUCCCGUACGACUUCGCCGGAGGUCUACACGAUUUACCAGAUGUGUUCACGCCAUUUCGGAACAAGGUAGAGUCAAAGUGCUCAGUGCGAGCGGUAGUGCCCGCGCCGACGGCGAACGCUCUGGGAAGCGUACCGGCGUCCGUGGCGGGGUUGGAUUGGAUGCCUGAACCGAAGGAUUUGCCUUUCGCGUCGGCCGAAAUCGCCCCGGCGUGCGAAAAAUGGCUCAAAGAUGGCGCAGACGAGCGCUCUGUGCUCGAAUUCAAGGGUGGCGAAUCCCAAGCCUUGGCUCGCGUCAAGUAUUAUUUGUGGGAUAGCGAUUUGCUCGCGACGUACUUUGAAACUCGCAACGGGAUGCUGGGCGGCGACUACAGCACCAAGCUCGCACCGUGGCUCGCCUUAGGAUGUGUGUCGCCGCGCUACGUCGUGAGCGAGAUUCGACGCUACGAGAGCGCGCGCGUUGAGAACAAGAGCACGUAUUGGGUAAUAUUUGAGUUGAUAUGGAGAGACUUCUUCAAGUUCUUCGCGCUGAAACACGGGAACAAAAUCUUCCAUCUCGACGGUACGGCUAACAGGACGGCAUCUUGGAAGAGUGAUGAGAAGAUCUUGAAGGCAUGGAAGACAGGCACGACCGGAUACCCACUCAUCGACGCCAACAUGCGCGAACUCGCGGCGACUGGUUUCAUGUCGAAUCGAGGGCGACAAAACGUCGCCUCGUGGCUCGCCCUCGACGCCGGCGUCGACUGGAGACACGGUGCCGAUUGGUUCGAGCACCACUUAUUGGAUUACGACACCGCUUCUAACUGGGGGAACUGGUGCGCCGCCGCCGGUAUGACGGGCGGUCGCAUCAACCGCUUCAACAUCGCCAAGCAAACCAAGGACUACGAUCCCUCUGGCGACUACGUCAAGCGUUGGAUCCCGGAACUCCGCGAGAUCCCCGCGGCGUACAUCACCGAGCCCAACCAAGCCCCUCGCGAGCUUCGCGAUCGAAUCAGUCUCGAUUACCCGAACAAGCUCAAUCUCCCGAGGCGUGACUUCACGGAAAUGGGGUCUCCGCCCGGGCCGAAGCGCGGCGGCGGUCGCGCCGCCGGCGGCGGUCGAGGCGGUCGAGGCGGGCGUUCGAAAUCUCGCGGCCCCAAGGCCCACGCCGUGAGCGUGUACGACCACGUGUACGGUUAAUGUCGCGUUCGAGUCGAGUCUC
This is a messenger RNA of Ostreococcus lucimarinus CCE9901, 1678 nucleotides long. RefSeq lists its product with no specific name. Lineage: Eukaryota; Viridiplantae; Chlorophyta; Mamiellophyceae; Mamiellales; Bathycoccaceae. Gene Ontology annotation, molecular function: DNA binding; FAD binding; DNA photolyase activity. Gene Ontology annotation, biological process: photoreactive repair. The record is from RefSeq and is a predicted model, not a curated record. The transcript has a single exon. Bases 1 to 1656 code for a protein of 551 amino acids.